AUGAUCAAUGACAAAGAUAAAUCGCAAAUCGUCGCUUUCUUUGGAAAACAAUUACCAACUGCUCCAAUCCAAGAAACAUAUGGUAUGAUGAUAAGAGCAGUCAAAUAUGGAAUUUACUGGCCAAAUUUUGGAACAAGAAUUGAAAAUGAUUAUUUUGCAUUUUACCAACCUGAAUUGUUACUCAACGAUAUAUACAAAUUGCCACAGAGUGUUUUCUUCCCAUGGUCAAACAUAAAGGCUCGGAAUUCCAAAGUUUUCGCUGAAUUCAUCAUUGAAAAAAUUUAUGACUUGUAUACAAUUGUUAAACACAUGAGCGAUACAACGAAACAAUACUUCGACCAAGAAUUUAUUUCUUUCAUUGAUUUUGUUUUUAACAUGUAUGAUAAGCAAAAUAAGGAAUUUUAUGAACCAGUUCUUAAAGCACUUCUUUCAGUACUAUCAGUAAUACCAAUGAGACCUUAUCUUGUUAAAUGUGUUAUCACAAACUUGGAUAAACUUUUCAAAACAGAUAUUAUCUGGAAAUACUUUAUCAAGCAAGAUUCCAAUUUUACUGAGUUAAUAUUAAAAUAUUUGAUCAAUUAUGGAGAAAGCACCGAAAGACAACAAAUCGAAAAACCAACAUCAAUCUCAUUAAACACAACAAUUUUCGCUCCUGAAAAUGUUUGUGGAGAUAUCGAAACUUAUUUUGCAACUCCUUUCAGAAAGAUUAAAGUAACACAGAAAGAUUUUGUUAAAGGACAAGUAAAUCAAAAUGCUUUCUUUAACUACGAAGAAUUGUUAUCCGAAUCAGCAGAGAUCAAUGGACAAAAUGUGAGCAUUGAUAUCAUUGGAAACAAUAAAAGUACUCAAUAUAUUCUUGAAGGAAUUGUCUCGAAAAUCUGUUCCCAAGAUUUUUCAAAAGCAGAUCCAACAUAUGCUUUAUUCCCAUAUUUAUUCAUCAAAUGCGCUCAAAACUCAACAAAAUCAAUUCCUCUAACGGAAAUGGAGCAAGCUCAUGCUGAUAUAUUGAGCCUUCCGCAUUGCGAUAAACCCAAUGAAGAAUACUCUAAUUUUAGAACGAAUUUGAGAGAUGUUUAUUCUGCAGCCGAAAGGGAUUAUCAAAAUCCAAAAAGUAUUUUCCAUAUCAUCGCAAAGGCAACAACACAAAAAAUGUUUAGAAAGAGGACAUUUAAUAUUGACGUUGAAGUCCUUACAGUUAAAAUAAUGCUUUCAAUCAUUUGGUCAUGCAAUUUGUUAAAGGAAUAUACUGAAUUCGAAACAGAACCAACUAUAGCAAAGUUUGAUACAAUUUUCAAACCUUACUUACCAAAGGUACAAAAGAUAAAAUUAGAAUUAAUUAAUCUUUUGAACACUACGGAAUAUAGUGGAGUGUUGAAUUCAAUAAACCGAAAAUUCCAUACUAUA
Trichomonas vaginalis G3 is the source of this 1404-nucleotide messenger RNA. Its product is annotated as ubiquitin protein ligase protein. NCBI's taxonomy places the organism in Eukaryota, Parabasalia, Trichomonadida, Trichomonadidae. The record is from RefSeq and is a predicted model, not a curated record. The annotation marks the transcript as partial. The transcript has a single exon.